AUGAGUGGCAAUCUCACCGGCUUCUUCUACGGCACUCUGAUGGCCCCCGAAAUCUUCUUCAGCGUGUGCUACGGCACAAGUGCCCCGCCGGCGGCCAUUCAGGCGCUGCACACGUUCUCGCCGGCGGUGCUCAACGACUUUUGCCGGCACCGGGUGCAAUUUGCCGACUACCCAGGCAUUGUGCCGGAGACGGGCCAGUCGGUGCGGGGCAUUUACGUGACAGGGCUGACAACGGCAAAUAUGCAGAAGCUGGACCACUACGAGGGCAGCGAGUACCGUCUGGAGACUGUCAAGGUGCGGCUGGACGGCGAGAAUAAGGGGGCCGCCGGCAAGGAGGUGGAGACAAGGACGUAUGUAUUCUUGAAGCCAAAGGAGCUGGAAAAGAGAGAGUGGGACUUUGAAGAGUUCAAGAGGGACAAGAUGAAGAUGUGGACGAGAAACGGGUACUGCGAGGGGGACCUGAAGGAGUAG
Messenger RNA from Beauveria bassiana ARSEF 2860, 471 nucleotides. RefSeq names its product AIG2-like family protein. The record is from RefSeq and is a predicted model, not a curated record. The transcript is spliced from 3 exons. The coding region runs from base 1 to 471 and encodes 156 amino acids. Lineage: Eukaryota; Fungi; Ascomycota; Sordariomycetes; Hypocreales; Cordycipitaceae.